Molecule: messenger RNA, 1665 nt
Organism: Lodderomyces oxycetoniae
Lineage: Eukaryota; Fungi; Ascomycota; Pichiomycetes; Serinales; Debaryomycetaceae
Gene: CLB2
Product: B-type cyclin
Exons: 1
Coding region: 1-1665 (554 amino acids)
Biological process (GO): mitotic cell cycle phase transition; regulation of cyclin-dependent protein serine/threonine kinase activity
Cellular component (GO): nucleus; spindle pole body; cyclin-dependent protein kinase holoenzyme complex
Molecular function (GO): cyclin-dependent protein serine/threonine kinase regulator activity
Source: RefSeq, a predicted model, not a curated record
AUGCCAAAAGUUACAGCUGCUUCUACUAAUAAUGAAAAUGACUAUAGACUAACGCGGUCCAAAAUAGCACACCUUCAUCAGAAACACCAACUAAGUUCAAGCGAUACGGUCAUUUACAGCAACAGCAACAAUCAGCUCUCUUGUCAAGAGCCUAUGGAGACAUCUACUCAAAAUGAUGAAGAAAAUAUUCCACCAGUGUUUUCAAACACUACAACUACAGCUGGGAAAUCAGCCAAUAUGACUAAAUUUUCAACAAGAACAAUUACUACUACGCGUCGGAAUCUAGGUGACGUCUCUAGUCAGUAUCAUGCCAGCUCGGUUAAACCUCUGCAGCAGCUGCAGCAGCAAAACAAGAAAAGGAAACCGUUUGGGGGUGAUUUUGCGCUUUUGCAUCCUCAUAAUAAAACUACUAGUAAUGCUGCUGCUGCUACUAAUACUACAAAGUCAAUACCUAUUGCUGAGGAUGCUCCUUCUUCAAAUAGCGUCACAACCAAAGCAUCAUCAUCAACAACAACAACAGCAGCAGCAACAACAGCAGCACUAUCAAAUGCAAACACAAAUACAAACUUCCGUCACUUGAUGGUACCCUCGCGAUUGCCACUAAAGAGGCAAGCUACUGAAUCAUCCACAAAUCUAGUUGAGAAACUAAAAAUCCCACAACCACAAGAUCAAAUUCUCAGCUCUACUGCAGCAGCAGUAGUAGCAGGAGCUGCCGCUGCUUCCGCAGUCGCAUCAUCAUCCUCAUCUUUAUCUACUACUAUACACAAGAAAUCUAGAUUGAUAGACUAUGAAUGGCAAGAUUUGGACGAAGAAGAUCAUGAUGACCCGUUGAUGGCUAGUGAAUACGUUAAUGAUAUUUUCACCUAUUUUUAUGAAUUGGAAACUCGAAUGUUGCCUGAUCCAAACUAUAUCAAUAAUCAAAAGAAUUACAAGCCCAAAAUGCGGUCUAUACUAGUGGAUUGGAUGGUUGAAAUGCACCUCAAAUUCAGAUUAUUGCCUGAAUCUUUAUUCUUGGCUAUUAAUACAAUGGACAGAUUUAUGUCCAUUGAGCAUGUAGAGCUUGAGAAACUACAAUUGCUAGCCACGGGGUCCUUAUUCAUAGCUGCUAAAUACGAAGAAGUUUUCUCACCGCUGGUUAAAAACUAUGCAUACUUUACUGAUGGUUCAUAUACCGAAGAACAAAUCUUGCAAGCCGAAAAGUAUAUUUUAACAACGUUGAAUUUCGAUCUCAACUACCCAAACCCUAUGAAUUUCUUGAGACGGAUUUCUAAAGCUGACGAUUAUGACGUACAAUCAAGAACCUUGGGGAAGUAUUUAUUGGAGAUCACCAUUAUCGAUCACAAGUUUAUAGGCAUGAAACCAUCCUUGUGCUGCGCACUGGCAAUGUAUUUAGCAAGAUUGAUUUUGGAAAAAAGACCUGUUUGGAAUGGGAAUUUGAUACAUUAUAGUGGAGGCUACAGAAUCAACGAUAUGAGAGUUUGUAUUGAAUUGAUGUUCCAAUAUCUACUACAACCAGUUGAGCACGAAGAGUUUUUCAAAAAAUAUGCCAUGAGAAAAUUUAUGAAAGCAAGCACCUUGUGUCAAAAUUGGGCUAGAAAGUUUUUUGCUGAAGAAAAAGAUAUAUUCGAUGAAAGUUUAUCAACUCAUCGAUUAUCGAUUGAGUGA